GCGGCGGCCGGGGGCAGCGCGGCUCCUUCCCUUGUUGUGUGUGUCGGUGCCUCCUCGCCAUCUUGUUGCAAAGCCCUUUCUUGUCGGCGGGACUCCGGGGGCCGCGGGGCGGGAGGCAUCGGAAGGGAGGAAGAGGAAGAAGGAAGGAAGCAGGCAGUGCCGCCUUUUUUAUUUUUUGCAUCAAUUUUUUUUUGAUUUGCAAAUUUCUAUUUUGCAAAUAUUUGGGGAGACAUUGAUUUUUCUCCCUGGGCUCCCCCGUUCUUUCCUGAGCAGUGCGCCGCGCCGCCCAGCCCUGUCGCCCCCCGGAGGUGAUCCCUCCCUCCUGCCGGCCCGCCAGCCUGACCUGUGCUUGGCUCGCGGGCCGCAGCCUCGGCCCCGGCGCGCCCCCGGCCGCUCUCGGCGCGAUGAGCAUAGAGACGCUACUGGAGGCGGCCCGCUUCCUGGAAUGGCAAGCGCAGCAACAACAGAGAGCACGUGAGGAACAGGAGCGUCUUCGCCUGGAGCGGGAACGGGAGAGAGAGCAGGAACAGAAGAGGGCAAGUAGCUUGGCCAGGUUGGCCCAUGCCCUCCCUGUGGAGGAACCCCGCAACGAGGCUCCACCGCUACCAUUGUCACCGCCGGCACCGCCACCCGCACCACCACCACCACUUGCUACCCCUACUCCACUGACCGUCAUUCCUAUUCCUGUAGUGACCAACUCCCCGCAGUCUCUACCCCCGCCUCCGCCACUGCCCCCCGCAGCCCAGCCUCUGCCCCUGGCACCUCGCCAGCCAGCCUUGGUCAGCCCGGGACUCAGCAUCAAGGAGCCGGUUCCCCUGCCCACCAGAGCGCAGGUGCCCACCCCCGCCCCCUUACUGCCGGAUCCGAAGACCACAGUUGCACCCACCGGCAGCCCCAAGCCCCUGCAGCCCCUCCCUACCCCCAUCCUGACCAUUGCGCCACACCCUGGAGUCCAGCCUCAGCUGGCUCCCCAGCAGCCACCCCCGCCCACGCUUGGGACCCUCAAGUUGGCUCCAGUUGAAGAGGCCAAAUCCAGCGAACAAAAGAAGAGGCCUGGGGGGAUUGGAACCAGAGAAGUCCACAACAAAUUGGAAAAGAACAGGAGGGCCCAUCUGAAGGAAUGUUUUGAGACCCUGAAGCGCAACAUCCCCAACGUGGACGACAAGAAGACUUCAAAUCUGAGUGUGCUGCGGACAGCGCUGCGGUACAUCCAGUCCCUGAAGAGGAAGGAAAAGGAGUAUGAACAUGAGAUGGAGCGGCUUGCACGGGAGAAGAUUGCCACUCAGCAGCGGCUGGCGGAGCUCAAGCAUGAGCUGAGCCAGUGGAUGGAUGUGUUGGAGAUUGACCGUGUGCUCCGGCAGACGGGCCAGCCUGAGGAUGAUCAGGCCUCCACCUCCACAGCCUCUGAGGGCGAGGACAACAUAGACGAGGACAUGGAGGAAGACCGGGCAGGCCUGGGCCCCCCUAAGCUGAACCAUCGUCCCCAGCCGGAGCUGCUGAAAUCCACCCUGCCAGCCCCCAGCACCACCUCUGCGCCUCUGCCUUCCCAUCCGCACCCCCACCCCGUGGCCCUGUCCCCUGCCCACCUCCCUGUGCAGCAGCAGCAGCAACAGCAGCAGCAGCAGCAACAGCAGCAGCAGCAGCAGCAGCAGCCACCACAGCAAAAGGCUCCUCUGCCAGCUCCCCCUCCCCCACCCGCCACCCCAGCCCAGACGCUGGUGCCAGCUCCAGCCCAUCUGGUGGCCACGGCCGGGGGUGGCUCCACGGUCAUUGCCCACACAGCCACCACCCACGCCUCAGUCAUCCAGACUGUGAACCAUGUUCUGCAGGGCCCCGGGGGCAAGCACAUGGCCCACAUUGCCCCCUCCACCCCCAGCCCUGCUGUGCAGCUGGCACCCGCCACACCUCCCAUUGGCCACAUCACAGUGCACCCUGCCACCCUCAACCAUGUGGCCCACCUUGGCUCCCAGCUGCCCUUGUACCCACAGCCUGUGGCGGUGAGCCAGCCUGUGGCAGUGAGCCACAUUGCCCACACCCUUUCACACCAGCAAGUGAAUGGCACAGCCGGGCUGGGGCCCCCAGCCACUGUCAUGGCAAAGCCAGCUGUGGGCGCCCAGGUGGUGCAUCACCCCCAGCUGGUGGGCCAGACAGUGCUCAACCCUGUGACUAUGGUCACCAUGCCCUCCUUUCCAGUCAGCACACUCAAGCUGGCUUGAGGAUGAGGCCACUUAGGCCCCCAGUGGGGGCAGGGAAGGGGACCUGACUGCCCCUCUCCCACCCACCAGCUCCACACAUUCCAGCCAGGCCCAGGCCCAGGCCCGCCCCACUCACACCACCCCCAGGCCUCCUAGGGGAAGGGGGUGCAGAGACUCUGAGCCAGGGGAGGGGAGAGGAGGGGAGGGGAAAGCUCCUCCCCGCCCCCAAGCAGUUGGGUGCAGGCAGGAAGUUAUCCUGCUGCACUAGGACUUGGUAGACAUGAGAUGCUUUGGCGGACAUUCUUGCCUACCCAGUCUGGUGCCAGCUCUUGGUGCCACUCCUGUCUCCCUACCUUGUUCCCCCAGGAAGUCUACGCUGUGGCUUAUGUUCUCUGGCCUUUCCUUCCCCGGCCUGCCUUCCUGUGCUGUUGCUGCUAUUGCUCUGUCUGGUGAGGUGGCUGAGCUCCCCAGCCUCAGAGUCCUGUGGGACCUCUGUGUCAGAAACAGGGAGCCCCAGAAAGGUGGGAAAUGGGUGGUGAAGGGCCCAGCUCUGAGUACAGGUUACAGGUCCUAUGAUCUGGAGUCAGGCUAGGGUGAGUGAAUGCUUGGGCCUGGCAGUCUCUGACCCACCUGUAGUCACUGCGACAGGUUACAGAAGAAACUGUUUAGAAUGAGUCUCAACCAACAAUAAGAUCCAGGCUGGUGCCAAGUCCCCCACACCUGUCCUUGGGCUUCUGGCCCCAAAGAGCAGGCUGAGCUUAGGGCGGGGGAGGCGGGGCCUAAGUCCUGCUCCUACCCUAGUUCCUCCGGGUUUGGAGGAGCUUCUUCCUUGGCUUUGACCCCACUUCCUGGUUCCUUGCUCUGCAGUGUAUCCCAGACCCUUGGGGUUAGGUGCUUCCUGCAGCUUGGGGGCACGGCCAGCAACGGCUCUGGGAGCAAAGCUGAAAUCCCGGGCCUUUUCCAUCUCCCCCCACCACCUCAGUGGCAAUUUUGAGACCCCUUCUUGGUGGCUGCUGCAGUGUCCACCAUGGAAAGGGCCUUUGCUGGGCGAAAACAAGGCUCAGCUUGUGUUUGGGAAGAGCGAGAGUCCCGUGCUUUCCUGCCUCUGCUUUUGCAGACCGCUUUGGCUUCUCUUUUUACGUGGAUAUUUAUUACAAGUGGCCUUGUGUCAGACACUCAGUUACGCGUGUGCAUAUUCAGCUCCCACUGGACACUCACCAUUGGCCUUUCAGUGUGGGUCAGGAAGCAAGUGUCCCUAAGAUAUAAAGUUUGGGGGCUAAGGCAGUCGAGGGGCCAGAAGGGAGGGCUCAGGGUCCUUAAGAUGACGUGAGCAAGGCACUGAGGCCAGCGAAGGUCUUGAAUACAUUUUCCCUUGAAGACUCCUCAGAUGCCUCAGAGCCCAGGUCCUUCUGGCCCUAGGAGUACCCCAGGGCACUUUAUUAUUGUCUCCUGGGGUGGGGAAUGGUGGCUAGGACCAGGUCUCCACCCUGUCGCAGAAAUCCCAACCCACAAGGUGGCUGCAGCCACCUCUACCACACCCUGACUCUGGGGCCGCCUCCACUCUGCUCUGUGUUGUGACAGAGCAGAGUCUGGUGCUGGCACGGUCAGCCCACUUGUCCCAUUUCCCCCUGUGUCUUGAGGCCAGUUCCAGAGUUCACACCAUUGUGUUGGCCCCAGGCCCGCACAGAUACCUCAUCAUCUAUCCGCCCCUCCCACCCCAACAGGGGUUCCUCCAGAUCUAGUGCCGAAAGACUAUGUCCAGAUUGGUGAUGAUGGGUGUUGUUGCUGUUUUUGUUGUUUGUGACUGCUGUGUGCCCAAAUGGGCAGCCACCUCCCAGCCCCUUCUUGGGCAUCUCCCCCUUGAGAGCUGUUAGGACCACAUCUGUCCUCACCCUGUGGGACCGCCUGGCCCUUCCCUUCCUAUCCCUUCCCGCCUGGGACACACACACACACACACACACCUUACCUCUCAUGCGUGUUUUACCUGUGCUGUUUGGAGUGGCUCACUGCCUGGGAUCUUUACCUCGGGGAGGAAGAGUGGGGAGAGUGGUUCCCUGGGGGCCAAAGAAGGGCAGGGGAUGCCUGGAGGGUAGUUGGGCCACCAUAGUUUCUCUCUAGGAAGAGCUGCUUCUCCCCCCCCCAUCCCAGGGUCCCACUCCCAAUCCCCAAAGAGGUGGCCCUUGUUUACAGUGAGGACUCGGUCACUGUGUCUGUUUCCUGAAAUAUGAAUUGUAGCGACCCCAGACUGUAGAGAUUUUUAUGUGUUUGGGUACAUCUGCUGUGUGGGAAAAAAAAAAAGUACAAAAACCCUAAUUUUGUACAUAUUGUAUUUUUACUAUUGAACUGUAUUCUAGUGGCUGUUCAUGCUCUAAGACUUUAGGUGUUGAGACAUGAAUACUAUCCAUGUAAUAAGCACUUGCCUGGAAUAAAAUAUAAAACUGAAAUAAAUCUGCACUGAAACCUGAGACGGA
This is a messenger RNA of Psammomys obesus (fat sand rat), 4666 nucleotides long. It is a transcript of the gene Mnt, whose product is annotated as MAX network transcriptional repressor. The transcript has 6 exons. The record is from RefSeq and is a predicted model, not a curated record. Bases 405 to 2216 code for a protein of 603 amino acids. Gene Ontology annotation, molecular function: DNA-binding transcription factor activity, RNA polymerase II-specific; protein dimerization activity; RNA polymerase II cis-regulatory region sequence-specific DNA binding. NCBI's taxonomy places the organism in Eukaryota, Metazoa, Chordata, Mammalia, Rodentia, Muridae. Gene Ontology annotation, biological process: regulation of transcription by RNA polymerase II.